GAGUGAUACAGUGGUGGUGAUAGCAACGUGUUCUAAGGAAUAUGUUCUGAGCUUAAAGGAUUGGUCACGUUUACUCAUAUAUGCAGGUUCUUGAGAUCUUGUUGAAAAUAUUUGACCAGAAUGGGUGAUCUCAAUUUUAGAAUAACAAUUGUGCCAAAAGAGCCCUUAUUUCAUGAUAAAAUAGCUCUAGAAACAUUGCUCAGUAAUGUUAAACAAAGAAUAAUGAGAUGUGCUAGUACAACAGUUGUAAAUUUAGCUCUUGGCCAGGUUAAAAAAUCAGAUAAUGAUGAUUAUCCUGAAAUAGAAGAAUUAGUUAUUCAAGUGCAAGUAAGGAAUGUUUUUUUCAAUAAUAAAAUAGCUGCAUAUAAAGCAUUUCUUCAAGAUUGGAAACAACAAUACGAUCCAGUGCUAUGCACAAUACAAACAAUGUGUGCCUAUAUUGUUUUAUAUGAAAAUGAUAGUUUCCAAAAUUCAAGAAGAAAAUCAUCCAGCUGCAACAUUGGUUAUGACAGUAUAUCGUUUGGGGUUUUGCCCCACAAUGGUCAGUUUCAUAAAUUUGCAGUACUGUUUUCUCAUAGUUCUGAUUUCAUCAAUUUUUUCCAUGAUACUCGUGAUGUUAGUAUUCGGCAUAAUAAUCAGGACAUGGUAUUUAAAUAUGACAAUAUAAGAGCAGUUUUUGUAGAUCUUGAUUCACAGACAAAUAAGAUAUAUUUUGAUUUAUUUAAUCCACCUAUGGUUUUUAGAGUAGAUAGAAGAACUAAUCGAGCUACUGGGGAAACUUAUACUCUAAAAUAUCGCGCUAUCACUGUACAGGCAAAUCGUUAUACUGUUGACAGAGAUAUUUUGGGCAGAGCUAAUAUAUUGUGCUUGUCUUUUAAAAAUCAAUCCAUUGUUGAAGAAAUUAUUUCUUGCAUUCAUCACCAUUGUAGUGAAAAGCCUAUAUAUUAUUCUACUUUUUUGGAAGUUGAUAAAGAGAAACCUAGCUUUCCAAAUGUUAUCUUAGAAGAUUUUAACUGUCAUUAUUUGUUAACUGCUCUAUUUAAAAGAAAUUUUGUGGUAAUAUCACAAGCAUCUAAGGUGUUGGAUGACAUGUUGAAUGUUUCAAAGUUAUGUAAUGAAAAUGCAGAGAGCUUAGGGAAAGCUUUAGCUGUUGUUCUAGCAGCUCUCGACUCGGGCAAAAUCAUAAAUUUUUGGCAUGUGCUUGUUAAUCAAUAUCAGUACUAUUUAUCAAAUAAAGAUGAAAUUGCUUUUAGCCAUUAUUUAAUUCCCGAAAAAUGUCGAAUAAUUCGCAGAGUAACUCUUACUCCAACUAGAGUACUGUUGUGGCCCCCUGAAGUAAUGCUGAGCAAUCGAAUUUUACGGAAUUUUGAUUCGGAGUACGCAUUAAGAGUUUCUUUUCGUGACGACAACAUGUCAAGGUUGAGUUUUAAUGCCGCAUAUGCUGAUGAUGAUAUUUUUCAAGCUGCAAUUGUAAAUCACAUGAGUAUUGGUAUAAAUGUUGGCUCUAGAAAGUUUGAAUUUCUUGCUUGGUCAAACUCUCAGAUACGAGAUCAUGGUGUUUGGAUGUAUGCCAAAGACAAAAGGGGAAAUACUGCCAGCGAUAUUAGAACAUGGAUGGGUGAUUUCUCUCACAUUCACACAGUUCCAAAGUACAUGGCUAGAAUGGGUCAAUGUUUUUCACAAACAGAAGAUGCACUAGGCGUUCCUUUAGAUCCGCAACACAUAAAAACAGAAGAUGAUAUAGAAGGUGGCUAUGAUUUUAUGAAUCGUAAACCAUACUGUUUUUCUGAUGGUAUUGGUAAAAUAUCUUCUUCAUUAGCAAAUCAAGUACAUAAUGCUCUUGGUCAUGAUAAGUUGUGCAGUGCAUUUCAAAUUCGAUAUGGUGGCUACAAAGGCAUGCUGGUAAUUGACCCAACAUUACGAGAUGUGGACAUAGUUUUUCGCAAAAGCAUGAAAAAGUUUGAUGCACCUAAAACAAUACGAUUGGAAAUUGCUCGAACGAGUGCUCCAGGACGUCUACAGUUAAACAGACCUUUAAUUACUCUUCUCAACGCUCAAGGGGUGCGUCACAGAACCUUUCUGAAGUUACAAGAUGAAAUGCUUAAAAGGUUAACUGACAUGCUAUUUGAUGAAAACAAAGCAUCAGAAUUUUUAGAAUCUGCAACACCAUCUGACCUAUUCAGCUAUAAAGAACUAUCACAGUCUGGAAUCUUCUUGACAGCAGAACCUUUUUUUAGGUCACUUUUGCUUGCUCUUCAUCGACAUCACAUAGAAAACAUCAAGACAAGGGCAAAUAUUGCUGUGGAUCCAGAUUAUGGUAGGAAUAUGUUGGGUGUAUUGGAUGAAACUGGGAGACUGAAGUAUGGAGAAGUUUUUAUUAAAUAUACCAGAGACAUUUCGGAUGGUCAAACGAACAGGGACACUAAAGUACUGAAAGGGACAGUUUUAGUAACGAAGAAUCCUUGCCUUCAUCCUGGUGAUGUUAGGAAAUUUAAAGCAGUCGAUGUUCCUCAGCUACACCAUAUUGUUGAUUGUAUUGUGUUCCCUCAGUGUGGUUCUAGACCUCAUCCAAAUGAAAUGGCAGGAUCAGAUCUGGAUGGCGAUGAAUAUGCUGUUAUUUGGCAACCGGAUCUAAUAUUCCAUAAGACAAAUGAUGCUCCUGGAGAUUUUCCAUCUGUGGAGGCUGAGCUGGUUCAUGACGUGAAUGUGGGCCAUAUGAUUUCAUUUUUAGUGAAAUAUAUAAAGAAUGACCAAGUUGGUAUUUUAGCUAAUGCACACUUAGCUCAUGCUGAUAACUUGGGCAUUCAUGCAUCUAUUCCUUUGACAAUUGCAAAAAAAUUUUCGGUUGCUGUUGAUUUUGCAAAAAAUGGUAAAAGUGAAAAUUUAGACCGCUCUGAACGACCUACAACAUACCCAGAUUUCAUGGAAAAGAAUCACAGAGAAGUUUAUAAAUCUCAAAAUGCCCUGGGGAAAAUGUAUCGAGUAUGUAUUGAUUUUGAGUCAGAAAAUCAAAGUGCUAGUACAUCUUACAAAGAUAUUCAGGUGGAUCCAGAUUUGAUAUAUCCUGGAUGGCAGAGGUAUGAAGAAAAUGCAAUAAUGAGUAGGAAUAAGUAUAACAGCUUAUUGAGAACUGUAUUGAGAAACUAUGGUAUAUUACAUGAGGCAGAGGUAUUUUCUGGAGCUUUUACAAAUCUCCAUUGUCGUUUCCAGGAAAGAAAGGAUCGUGCUGAGAUUGAGAAAGUUAUCAUUAAAUGUAUGAAAAAGUUAUCAAAAUGCAUGCAUGAAGAAUUUUUGGAAGAGUUUGAGAACUCUGCUAAUACUGCAAAAACCCAUGAGUUGAUGUUUCAGAAAGCUUCUGCAUGGUAUAUAGUGACAUACUCUGAUAAAGAUGCAAAGUUUUUAAGUUUUCCAUGGAUUUUGUCAAAAUAUUUAGCAAAUAUCAAAAUUACAAAAACUCUGGGGAAUGUCCCAGCAUUUGCCCCUGCUGUUUUAAACAUGGAUGAACAAAUCAAUUUGUGUGUGGCAGAAAAUAAAUUGCCUGUCCUCCAAACGGUAGUGGCAUGGAAUGCCUAUGCUUUUUACUGCGACCAAAACUUAGUGAGGAAGGCAUUACAGGUAAUGAUCAUAUGGGCACAAGAUGAGCAAAUCAUUUCAAAACCUGGGUAUGAGAUUCGUGGUACUCUGUAUUAUGAUGUGUUUGUAAAACUUUUCUUGUUUGUUGCUGAGAAAGCUGGAUAUAUUAGUAAGAGUAUACUAACUACUGAAACUCCAAAGAGAUUAUGUUACUCAGCAGCUUCACUUUGUCUGGAAUUUUUAAGAUUUUGUAUGACCCUGAGAUUUUAUAAUAAGAAUGAAAUAGGUGAAGUAAUUCCCUUUCCUGUCUACAAAUACAGUCAAUUGGCUAAGAAGGCCGUAGUUUCCUACCAUAUGUUUGCACUUUCAGGUAAAUUUAUGAAUUUGUAUUUUGAAAAGAUAUCUGAAAAAGAGAUUACUGAUAUGAAACCAAUUAAUAUAGACAGUAAAAUAUUUCCUCGCAUACCAAUCGACAAUGUUUCCCUCCAAAAUGCAGAGAGAGCACUGAUAAAAUAUUCAAGAGUGGAGGAUGUAACAUUACGAGAAAUAACACAGACUAAGAAAGUCUGUGUUAAAGCAUGGGGCUCUGAACAAUCUUUGAAGGCUUUAAAAAGCAUUCUAAGGAAGAAACAUGUAUUUUUGAGGGCACUUUUUACUACUGGAGUAAUGCCAGAAUAUUGAGUUUUUAUACAUUGAAAUUUUAAAUCUCAUUGAUUUUUAAAAUAUAUAUUUCGCUGAUCUUUUAUACUGAAUUUUUAUACUGAUGUUAACAAAGAAUGUUUUGUUAAUAUGUAUUUGUUAUUCAUUCAUAAGCAAUAAAUUGUUUUCUUUUCCA
Molecule: messenger RNA, 4408 nt
Organism: Uloborus diversus
Lineage: Eukaryota; Metazoa; Arthropoda; Arachnida; Araneae; Uloboridae
Exons: 10
Coding region: 121-4254 (1377 amino acids)
Biological process (GO): siRNA processing
Cellular component (GO): nuclear RNA-directed RNA polymerase complex
Molecular function (GO): RNA-directed RNA polymerase activity
Source: RefSeq, a predicted model, not a curated record